AUGUUCAGUCCGCACAAGAAUUCGUACCUGCAGCUGGUGUGCGCGGUGAACCCUCGGGUGAUAAACAAAGCAGUGGACCAGGCGAUGCAGGUGAAACGAUUGGACCCUCACACAGAGCUGCCCGCCGCAAAGCGUCUGGAAUCUAUGCAGCCGUCACUGUACGCGCCCCACGUGGACAUAACGCGCGCCCGCCUCGGCUUCGGCCGCACGGGCCUGCGUCUCCUCGUCAGGGACCUGCAUUCGGACGACCAGCUAAUCCAAUUGCAAGCCCUGCAUAGCGUGCUCGACCAGUUGCAGAUUUCCGAGAGCGCGAUGUACCUGAUAGACCUUCACGUCGCCCACCGUCUCGUCGACUUGAUGCUGUCCCGGAACCCGAUCGUGAUGGAGAAGGUGUGCAACAUAAUCUCACACCUGGCGACCAGCUACCAAGGCAGGAGGCAGUUGAUGACGCGGCCCAAAGUGAUAACCAACUUGAUGUGGCUGGCGAUGAGGGAGAGGAAGGAGGUAAGGUACGCGGCGGCGCACGCUCUGAACGCGCUCUCAUACCAUCUGUGCUGCUGCGAACUGAUGAUGACCGUGGAGGGGAUCGUGGAGAACUUAAUAAAGUUGAUAAAGAAGGACCACACCGGCACAGUUCUGCUGCACCUGCGCACGCUGACCAACCUGACCGACUGGGACCCAGUGCCGGCGCUGAAGGCGAACGCUUUCCAGGUCUCUCUCGCGCUAUUCGUCAAUAACGACCCUCGGAUAGUGGCAGCCGCGAUGGACUGCAUGGCGCAGCUGUGCUGCCACUCCGUCGGCAAGGAACUGGCGGACGCCAACGAUCUGAACUUCGUCCUUCUCGGGCACCUCCACUCGAACUCGAUGGCGGUACGCAUCAGCGCCGUCGGCCUGAUGCAGUACGCGACACUCACCGCGCGCUCCAAAUGGCGCGCUAAGGAGAUCUGCGCCGAGCUCACAGAAGCCCUGGUCGGUCUGUGCCGAUGCACCAAGAGCCCCGCACUCCAACUGCGCUCCUUCCAGGUGCUGAUCAACUUGUGCGAUUGUCCCGAUAUAAGGAAGCACGUGGGGGCCCGUUGGAUGGAUGCGGUGAGGAGCGCCGCCGUAUGCCCCGCCGAGCUGUGGGUCGGCACCGACGAGGUAGAUGACGAUGUACCGCAGAACGCGUUGGCGGUGUGCCAGGAAUUUCGGAAAGGCAAAGACGAUGAGCCGGAUGCGGUAAACUUGUGCACUUAUAUAAGGCAGGUGCUGGACGCGAAGGAGCGGUUAAUACGAGCCAUAAAUUGGAAGCCGUACGAC
Molecule: messenger RNA, 1299 nt
Organism: Iphiclides podalirius (scarce swallowtail)
Lineage: Eukaryota; Metazoa; Arthropoda; Insecta; Lepidoptera; Papilionidae
Source: the annotation of a GenBank genome assembly